Molecule: messenger RNA, 1608 nt
Organism: Drosophila takahashii
Lineage: Eukaryota; Metazoa; Arthropoda; Insecta; Diptera; Drosophilidae
Gene: Sou
Product: required for meiotic nuclear division 5 protein souji
Biological process (GO): proteasome-mediated ubiquitin-dependent protein catabolic process
Cellular component (GO): nucleus; cytoplasm; GID complex
Molecular function (GO): protein binding; ubiquitin protein ligase activity
Source: RefSeq, a predicted model, not a curated record
CAGGGCAACGGACGCUUAAAGUCGAGUAAGAAGCAAAGAGAUCUCGGGCGCCUGGCGUGGCUAGCUUAAAAUCUAAAAAACCCACGAAACUGGAGCUGACAAUGGACAACGAGUCGUGGGCCUGCUCGUCGGUGGACAAGGACCUGACCCGCGUGGUGAGCAAGCUGGAGCAGCUGCACGAGAACGCGGCGGCGGACAUCGGGGACAUAGCCACCCAGAUGUCGGAGCUGGUGGAGGUGCUCAGCAGGGCGGAGCAGCUGGUCACGACUCUCAAUUCGAGCACCCAGGUCUCCCAGGACGAUCCGAUGGGCGGCGGCGAUGGGGUGAGCAUGCAGGUGGAGACGGAACCCACCGCCCCGCAGCGCCUCAACGACCGCCAGAUGGAGAGCAUCCGCAAGGUGAUCGCCCGGUGCAACGAGCGGGUGCAGAAGCUCUCCACCGAGCACCGCGAUCUGCACGGCUCCAUCUCGAAGAUCGGCAAGGCCAUCGACCGCAACUUCAGCGCCGACUUCACCUCCACGAUGCGCGUGGACGUGCUGCAGGACGAGGAGAACCUGAUGCUGCUGAACAAGGCCAUUGCCAAGCACUACUGCCGCCAGGGCAUGGACGACGUGGCGCGCACCCUGAUCCGCGAGUCCAAGAUGUCGCCGGAGCACGCCCAGGAUGUCUUCGACUCGGAGCGCGAGUUUGCCGACAUCUACGGCAUGUGGGUGAAGAUACAGAAGCGGGAUCUCACUGAUGCCUUGAAGUGGGCCAAGAUGUACUCGCAGCAGCUGAGUGACCGCCACUCGCUCAUCGAAUUCCGGCUGCACCGCAUGCGCUUCAUGCAGCUGGUCUCGUACGGAUUGGACUCGCAGCGCGAGGCCAUCUCCUAUGCGCGGCUGAACUUCAAGAAGUUCGCCAUACGCUACGAGCACGAGAUUGCCAAUCUGAUGGCCAGUUUUAUCUACCUGCCCAGUGGCCUGGAGAACUCGCCGUACAAGCACUUCCUCGGCCAGGAGAUGUGGACCGAGCUGUCGUUUAUUUUCCUCAAGGAUGCCUGCCAGCUGCUGGGCAUCAGCAAGAACUCCGCCCUGUCGGUGGUGGUCAAUGCCGGGUGCACUGCGCUGCCCGCCCUGCUGAACAUCAAGCAGGUGAUGCAGUCGCGCCAGGUGCUGGGCAUGUGGAACGGCUGCGACGAGCUGCCCAUCGAGAUCGACCUGCAGCCCGAGUUCCGCUUCCACUCGAUCUUCGCCUGCCCCAUCCUGCGCCAGCAGACCUCCGAGGACAACCCGCCCAAGAAGCUGACCUGCGGCCACGUCAUUUCGAACGACGCCCUGCACAAGCUGAGCGUGGGCCACAUCCUCAAGUGCCCCUACUGCCCCGUCGAGCAGAACGCCGAGGAGGCGGUUCGCAUCUACUUUUAAGCCAUCUGUGUAUUCACUAUAAUCACCCACUGCUGCUUAAAGUUCGAGGACUGGUGUUGGUUGGUAAACCACUUUUAAGAUAGCUUGCUUAGAUUCAUGUUUUUAGACAAAUUCGCAGGGCGUGUGUGUUGUGCGUGUGUUCCACAUCCUAACAAACAAUUUAGAUUUAAAAUAUAUAUAUAUACUGUGUAUUUAGAGCAAA